AUGCCAGUCGAAUUCAGCGAGGACCGCUUUCUGGCGGCAUGCUUGAAGCACUUGGAUCCCAGCUGUGGCAAGGUCGAUCUUGCUGCGGUGGCGGCUGCUCUGGACUAUGGCAACGUCAAGUCAGUGGCCAAUCGAUUCAAUUCCCUGAAGAAGAAACAUCGGAUCAGGGUCGACUCCUUCCGCUCGUCUGGACCCAGUCCCAAUAAGGGCUCUACUAAGAGAAGACAGACAAGCAAGGUUGCGGUGAAGAGCGAAGACCAGGAAGAUGACACCGGCACCAGCGAGGAGGAAACAAAGCCGGAUGGUUCAAAGGAGGAUACAAACCCGGAGGAACUGCUUGAACAGAUUCUUAAGGAGGAGAAGGGGGUCUGA
Penicillium argentinense is the source of this 372-nucleotide messenger RNA. RefSeq lists its product as uncharacterized. The record is from RefSeq and is a predicted model, not a curated record. Bases 1 to 372 code for a protein of 123 amino acids. NCBI's taxonomy places the organism in Eukaryota, Fungi, Ascomycota, Eurotiomycetes, Eurotiales, Aspergillaceae. The transcript has 3 exons.